This is a messenger RNA of Lacerta agilis (Sand lizard), 2381 nucleotides long. Its product is annotated as suppressor of tumorigenicity 14 protein homolog. The record is from RefSeq and is a predicted model, not a curated record. Gene Ontology annotation, biological process: acrosome reaction; proteolysis. Gene Ontology annotation, molecular function: serine-type endopeptidase activity; protein binding. Lineage: Eukaryota; Metazoa; Chordata; Lepidosauria; Squamata; Lacertidae. Bases 368 to 2290 code for a protein of 640 amino acids. The transcript is spliced from 12 exons.
UUAAGGCUACAGCUGUAGUUGGGAGUAAACCCCAUAGACCUCAGUAAGAUUUCUGAACAAUUGUGCUUAAGAUAGUGCUGUAAGAAAGAGGAAUUGUCUCUAACUGUGUGCUCUACUUAAGCUGAUGUGUUUCACCUGCUUUUUCUAUUAGUUGAUGCACUUAGAGCUGCUUUGCAUUCAAUUAUCUGGUGAAAGGUGCUGGCUUAGUACACAGAAAUUCAAGUCUUCUAGCCAUUAAUCAGGUGCCCAGUGUAGAUCCUUUUUCAUCUCCUUUGUGCCUCCGCCUUGUCCCAAAGGAGGACAACUUCAUGGGGUGAGAGCAUAGCACAGAGCUGUCUCAUAAGGUAUUCAGUCCUUGUCUGAUGUGAUGGACAAGCCUGCCUUUUGUGGCGUAGACAUCUCGUCCCUGGGAUCUGGGCCGACAGGGUCUGGAUUCAUUUCUCUGCUUUUCUGCUUUUCAGCCACUGAUCUAUUUUGGUUUUGUCUACCAGUGGCCUUUGACCUCUAUGCAAAGCCUGGUAAUAAUAGGACCUUAACACUGAUGAAUCCUAAGAGAUCUUUUUAUCAGUGGAGGCUGCGAGUUCCAUCGGACCACGUUGUGAGACUAGUGGUCGUUCCCUUACAUGGCGUGACUCCUGGGAGCUGUGCAUCUCACAGGCUAUCCGCGUAUGACUUCCUUCUCCCUCUGCAAAAUAAGAUCAUUACAAGAUGGUGUGGGUCGUCCGGGGCCUGGACUUCCCCAGUUAUACGUUUAACUUCAUCGAGUAAUGUCAUGCUGGUCACAUUCUCAUUGGACCGAAGAAAAGAGAGCAAUAUAUUGAACGCAUAUUUUCAAGCCGUUCCUAAAAUUGUAUGUGGCGGUCGAUACAUCUCUUGGAAUGGGACUGUAAUUUCUCCGUACUACCCAAGUUACUAUCCACCAAAUAUAGACUGCCACUGGAUUAUUAGAGCACCACUACCAGGAUAUAGAUUGCUGCUAAAAAUUCUUGUAAUACAAGUUCAGGAACCGUCCCUUGGAUCCAAUAGAUGUGAUAAAGAUUGGUUGGAAAUUGAUGGAAUUAGAUAUUGUAAACCUAUUGGGGAAGGCAGCAGGGUCAAGGAAUAUGGCUAUUCAGUGGCCAUCCAUUUCCAUUCAGAUGAACUGGUCACACACAGGGGUUUUUAUAUUGAAUUCAGAGCUUUCAGCCACACAGACCCUUGUCCUAGGCAAUUUAAAUGUUCCGACAAAACAUGUGUCUCUUUAAACAGUAGAUGUGAUGGGUGGAAAGACUGUGCCGAUGGAAGUGAUGAGGUAAACUGUGGUUGUAAUCCCGUGAAGUCUAAUUGUGGUAAUGGGAAGUGUAAACACCAUUCCAGGCCUUGCAAAGGAGAUGGCAGCUGUGAAAGUGAGAGUGAUGAGGAGGAAGACAAUUGCGCCUAUAGAAGUUGCUCACAGCAUGCAUAUAAAUGUCUAAAUGGAAAGUGUCCAAUAAAGCAAAACCCAGAGUGUGAUGGAAUAAGAGACUGUGCAGAUGGAUCUGAUGAAAUGAACUGUGCAUGUGGAAGGAGUCAGGUAAAAAGACCCAGAAUUGUUGGUGGUGAAGAUGCAAGGUAUGGAAAGUGGCCUUGGCAAGCCAGCUUGCAGCUAAAAACAUAUGGCCAUAUAUGUGGUGCAUCUGUUAUUUCAAAUAGUUGGCUUGUAUCUGCUGCCCAUUGCUUUCAGGACUCCGAUUCUAUAAGAUACUCUAUAGCAUCUGGCUGGACAGCAUAUAUGGGUAUAAAGGUCAUUAACAGAAACAAUGAUAAUCACGUAGCGAUGAGAUCGAUCAAAAGGAUUAUUGUUCACCCACAUUAUGACCAAUAUAUCUCAGACUAUGACAUUGCCCUGUUGGAAAUGGAGUCACCAGUAUUCUUCAAUGAGCUGGUACAGCCCAUAUGUUUACCAAGCAGUCGUAGACUAUUAAUUUAUGGAACUGUCUGCUAUGUAACUGGCUGGGGAGCCGUAAAAGAAAAUAGUGAACUUGCAAAAACACUGCAAGAAGCGAAGGUGAAAUUAAUUGAUCAGAGUGUUUGCAACAAGCUUUAUGACGAUCUGAUCACUUCUCGGAUGCUGUGUGCUGGCAACCUUAAUGGUGGCAUUGAUGCAUGUCAGGGUGACUCUGGAGGUCCGUUAGCCUGUUUAGGAAGAGGGAACAGAUGGUACCUUACAGGCAUUGUCAGCUGGGGUGAAGGAUGUGCUCGACGGAAUCGCCCUGGCGUUUACACCAAAAUCACAACACUUUAUGACUGGAUUCGUCAAUACACAAAAUGACAGAUGAGUUCUAGAGAAAGCCAAAAGUAUGCGCACAUUCUUGUUGAUGAACCAAGCAGGAUUUAUACUAUGAUAAAGGAGAAACAUUACA